AUGAUGAGAUCAGCUUUCCGUGCACAGGCCCCAACCCCCCUGUGGACUUUGACACAGCGCAGCUUCUCGACCUCCACCGUCUUACGAAGGAUCAACAAAAUCUGUACCUCAGAAAACGACGCCAUUCAGAAAGUAAAGAGCGGAUCGACAGUUCUUGUCGGAGGCUUUGGCUUUUCUGGUGUUCCCGAAUCGCUUAUUGAAGCUGUUGCCGCGCGAAAGGAUCUCAAAGAUCUGACUGUCGUCUCAAACAAUGCUGGAAUGCCUGGUGUCGGACUUGGCCGAUUGCUGGAAACCCGGCAGAUUAGUAAAAUGAUAGCGUCGUAUAUCGGAGAGAACAAAGUCUUUGAGAAGAUGUAUCUGAGUGGGGAGCUUAGCCUUGAGUUGAUACCGCAGGGAACAAUGGCCGAAAGAUGCGCCUCUGGGGCAGCUGGUGUACCCGCAUUCUAUACCCCAGCGGCGUUUGGCACUGUUGGCAAGUCUGCUACCUCGCAAAGAACUGGCGAAUUACCUGUUCGAUAUAACAGAGACGGCUCUGUAGCCCUCAUGUCACGCCCUCGAGAAACGCGCGAGUUCCACGGAAAGAAAUACGUUCUCGAGGAAGCAAUCUUCGCCGAUGUCGCUUUGGUCAAAGUCCAUAAAGCGGAUAGACUGGGCAACUGCACAUUUCGUAAAGCACAGAACAACUUCAAUGAAGCUAUGGCUAAGAACGCAAAGUUGACGAUUGUUGAGGCUGACGAGAUCGUGGAAGUCGGACAAUUGGAUCCUGAGAGUGUUCAUAUUCAAGGCAUUUAUGUCGAUGUUAUCAUCCAAAGUACGAGGCCGAAGAAGAUUGAGAAGUUGACGUUUGCUCAGGAUGCCAAGAGAGAAGGCAAAGUUACGAGUACCAACCAAAGACGGGAACGUAUCAUCAAGCGAGCUUCGAAGGAGCUGAAAGAUGGUAUGUAUGUCAACCUCGGUAUCGGCAUGCCACUCGCGACACCAGGCAUGCUUCCAGAUGACUUGGAAGUCAUUCUUCAAUCCGAGAACGGUAUCCUGGGGAUGGGGCGAUAUCCAAAUCCUGGGGAGGAGGAUCCAGACCUCAUCAACCCUGGAAAAGAAACGGUGACGUUAAACCCUGGUGCUUCGACGUUCGGGAGCCAUGAGAGUUUUGGUAUGAUUAGAGCUGGGAAGAUCGACUUGACUAUGCUCGGUGCGCUGCAAGUCAGUCAAUAUGGAGAUUUGGCCAAUUUUAUGCUGCCCGGAAAGGUCAAGGGGAUUGGUGGGGCAAUGGACCUCGUGGCAAGUCCGGAGAAGACAAAGGUCAUAAUCACCAUGGAACAUGUUGACCGUAAUGGAAAUCCAAAGAUCCUGGAAGAGUGCACAUUCCCACUCACCGGCCCACGAUGCGUAUCUAGGAUCAUCACUGAUCUAGCUGUCUUUGACUGUACACCUGAGGGCCUCGUACUCAGAGAGCUGGUGGAUGAGGUUGAGAUGGAUGAGCUCAAGAGCAAAACGGGCGCGUCAUUCAGGAUCGCUGAUGACUUGAUACCAUACCAGACUUAG
Messenger RNA from Fusarium verticillioides 7600, 1542 nucleotides. RefSeq lists its product as hypothetical. The coding region runs from base 1 to 1542 and encodes 513 amino acids. The transcript has 7 exons. Gene Ontology annotation, molecular function: succinyl-CoA:3-oxo-acid CoA-transferase activity. The record is from RefSeq and is a predicted model, not a curated record. Gene Ontology annotation, biological process: ketone body catabolic process. NCBI's taxonomy places the organism in Eukaryota, Fungi, Ascomycota, Sordariomycetes, Hypocreales, Nectriaceae.